UAAACAAAUCAGACAGAAAGUCAAUGCCAGCAAAUUGAUUAACUAGUCUAUUCGAUGUAUCGUAAGAGGACCAUAUAUUGACAGAAUGACUUGUUGAAUCAAUCUUGGUGAGUUAAAACAAAAACAAACAAAAAAAAAAGUAGAGAGAAGCGAGGAAAUGGAUAAUGUAGGAUUUUCUAAACACGUGAUAUUGCAUCUCUGGAUUUGGAUUUUCCUUGCUAUGACAGAUAUUUCAGAGUCCAGCCCUGCAGGUAUACGACGUAUUUUUAAUUUUGGUGAUUCGAAUUCUGAUACUGGAGGAGUGCUCGCCGGAACUGGACUUCCGAUUGGGCUUCCUCACGGCAUCACAUUUUUCCAUAGAGGCACUGGACGGCUAGGGGAUGGACGUCUUAUUAUUGACUUCUUCUGUGAACACUUGAACUUGAGUUAUCUAAGCCCAUAUUUAGACUCAUUGGCACCGAACUUCACUAGUGGAGUGAACUUUGCUGUAAGUGGGGCAAUGACUCUGCCACAGUUUGUCCCUUUUGCUCUGGAUGUUCAAGUUCGCCAAUUCAUUCGUUUCAAAAAUAGAUCACUUGAACUCCAAACAACAGGUUUAGGAGAUUUCAUAGAUGAAAAGGGGUUUCGCGAUGCACUAUACACGAUUGACAUUGGACAGAAUGAUUUGUUAAUGGCAUUGUAUGCAUCAAACUUGACAUACGAACCAGUCGCAGAACAAAUCCCUUCUUUUCUCGCAGAAAUCAAAUUAGCCAUUCAAAACAUAUAUUCAUAUGGUGGCAGAAAAUUUUGGAUACACAACACCGGUCCAUUGGGAUGUGCUCCAAAAGAACUUGCAUUACAUUCUCAUACUAACAAGGAUCUCGAUCGAAUUGGAUGCUUCCGCGUCCAUAAUGAUCUUGCAAAAGCCUUCAAUAAAGGCCUGCGCAAUAUCUGUAAAGAAAUGAGAACUGUUUUAAAGGAUGCAACCAUUGUCUACAUAGAUGUAUACACCAUAAAGUACAAUAUCUUCACGAAGUAUAAAAAAUAUGGUUUUGAGUAUCCAUUUAUGGCUUGUUGUGGCUAUGGGGGACCUCCAAAUAAUUACGAUCAAAAAGCAACGUGCGGCCAGCCUGGUUCCAGCAUCUGCAACAAUGUAUCACGAUCUAUAGUCUGGGACGGAGUUCAUUACUCCGAAGCUUCCAAUCGUGUGGUCGCAACGAGUAUUUUAUCAGGCCAUUACUCUACACCACAAAUGAAGCUCGAAAACUUUUGGGAGAGGCUUGAUUAAUACUGUUAAUUAUGCGAACAACAAACGGCACCCCUCUAAUUCGUCUCCAAUGCAAGUUUUCUUCUUAUUGUUUUUUAUUGUUGGGUCAGUAGAAUCAAUCAUAACCUGCACUUUUAACUUGUGGAGUUCAAACAUUAUUCCACCAUCAAUCGAAUCAGUGGUUGGCUGCUCUCAUUUGAGUGCC
Messenger RNA from Theobroma cacao (cacao), 1451 nucleotides. RefSeq names its product GDSL-like Lipase/Acylhydrolase superfamily protein. The record is from RefSeq and is a predicted model, not a curated record. NCBI's taxonomy places the organism in Eukaryota, Viridiplantae, Streptophyta, Magnoliopsida, Malvales, Malvaceae. Gene Ontology annotation, molecular function: hydrolase activity, acting on ester bonds.